AUGGUGGUCCGCUUCCUCCUGAGUAAUUUGGCAUACUGGAUGGUGGAGUAUGGCUUUGACGGUUUCCGUUUCGACCGCGUGUCGUCCGUGAUCUACGCCCAAUACGGCCGAUGGCUGCCGGAAGACACGAAGAAGCUGGACGAGUAUGUCAACAACUCCAACAAUGUGAACAGCUCUGCCAUCCAGUACUUGAUGCUGGCGACCGGCAUGGCUGAGCAGCUCGCGCAGUCACUGGGGGCCAGUGCCACCAUGAUUGCAGAGGAUCCCACGCUCUUCCCAGGCAUCUGCAAGCCAGUGCAAGAUGGUGGCUUGGGCUUUGAUCUUCGCCAGAACAGCUUCGCAGGCUUGUGGAAAGGACUGCUGCGGAAGAGUGACGAGGAGUGGACGAUGCAGGAGCUCAUGGAUGGCUUGACUGGUGCCCGUUUGGCGCGGAGUGGCGAGGCGCUUGUGGCGGCCAUGCAGAGCUCCAAGGACUGCGCGGUGUCCCGGAAGCCGCUCAAGAUCGCGAUGCUCUCGUGGGAGACCCUUCACACCAUUGCUGUGGGUGGCGUGGCCCCCCACGUCACAGAGCUGGCCGGGGCCCUCAACGGCGCCGGCCACGAGGUCCACAUCUUCACGCGUUCCCAGGGCCAUCCGCAGGACAAUGAGAUCCUUGGUGUCCAUUACCACGAGGUGGGCUACAACACCGCAGGGUGCUUGGUUCAGGACGCGCGCAACAUGUGCGGAGCUUUUGUGCAUGCCCUGAAUGGCCAUGAGUCGGUUUGGGGUCCCUUCGACAUCGUGCACGGACACGACUGGAUGACAGGGCCUGGAAUCAUGGAGCUCAAGGGGCAGGGCAAGCGCGUCGUCUUCACGAUGCACUCCACGGAGGGGGGCCGAAACGGCGACAUGGGCAAGGGCCAUCCAGGCAUCAAGGACUUGGAGCGAUGUUCCUGCGGGGCCGCCGACAAGCUGAUUUGCGUCUCGGGGGUCCUGAAGGAUGAGGUCUGCGGCGUGUGCGGUGCUGAUGGGAAUCGCAUGUCCGUCAUCUACAAUGGCAUUCACGCCACCCCAAUCGCCAACAUGGAGUGGGAGGACGAGUGGAUCGGCAACACCAAGGCUGACAAAGGGUUCGGCCGGAUGGAUCCUAUGUUCCUCUUCGUGGGCCGCCACACCGCCCAGAAGGGCUGCGACCUGCUCAUCGAGGCGAUCCCGCACGUGCUCGGUGCACGAGGCGAUGCUAAGUUCGUGAUUGUGGGCGACGGCCACCUCCUUGCGCACAACCAGGGCCGGGUUCACGCUUUAGGCGUCGGCCAUGCUGUUUGCUUCACCGGCUCCUUGAAAAGUGGCAGCUCCCAUUUGAAGGCACUCUUCAAGUCCUGCGAUGCCGUCGUGGUUCCCAGCCGCAACGAGCCCUUUGGCAUCGUCGUGCUGGAGGCUUGGGCCUCCGGCAAGCCCGUGGUUGCAACGACCUCGGGCGGUCCGAGGGACUUCGUGAAGCCGGGAGAGGAUGGCUAUCUGGUGGAUCCGGACCCCGGAAGCAUUGCCUGGGGCUGCUGCAAGAUCCUUGAGAAUUUCGAGCACUCGAGGUGGAUGGGCAAGAAUGCCCAGGCCAAGGCAGUCAGGGAGUUUAGCUGGGAGAACAUCGCCGUCCAGACGGAGCAGGUCUACUACAGCCUGUUGAACCUGGAGGGCGCCCCCCGCAGCAGCGACAGAGCAGCUGGCGCGCCGAUUGCCAACACUCUGCUCGCGGAGCGCUGCUUCAGCAUGAAGGUCGAGGAUGGCGAUCCGCUGGUCGCGCGCGGCGUUGCGCUGCUAAAGCUCAUGAAGUUGGCGACUGCCUCCCUCAGUGGCGAUGCAGUUUGCACCUGGAUGAGCACCGAGUUUGGCCAGAUUGAUCCGGUCGACAUGCCGCGGCCCGGGAACGGCUUCAAUGAUGAGCCUUCGCGCGUCAAGUUUGAGUUGGCAGACAACAAGGACGAAGAGGGCGGUGUGUGUGCGUAA
Symbiodinium natans is the source of this 1983-nucleotide messenger RNA. The record is from the annotation of a GenBank genome assembly. Lineage: Eukaryota; Dinophyceae; Suessiales; Symbiodiniaceae.